GCGCCUCAACAGCAAAGCAGCCAAGUGUUCGCUGGGAAAUCGUAAAGCUGGCCGAGAUCUGCCGCCUCGUGUUGUGCUCUGUUCUGUGCUCUAUUCUCUGUGUUCUGUGUCCAGCAGCGUCGCGCUGAUCGCCUGGAAUCGAGUGUGAAAUAUUGUCUCGAAGGAUAACAGAAAGAAUUCCUCAGUUUAGUGUUUGUUCUUGCGCGUUGUGGCGGAAAGUGAAGUUCAUUCCAUUCAAUAUUUCGUAACCGAAAGUUGGCAAGAUGUCGGUCAGACUGAACGAGACGAACACUAUUGUUGACCGGAUGGUCAACUUCUUUGUGGAGCACGAGGAUCUGCGCACAAAGAGCUGGUUCCUUUCGAAUGCCCCCGGACCACUGUUCACGAUCCUGGCUGCCUAUUUGUACUUCUGUCUGUAUGCCGGUCCCCGGUAUAUGCGGGAUCGCAAGCCCUUCGAGCUGAAGAACACGCUGCUGGUCUACAACGCCGUGCAGGUUCUCUUGAGUUUGGUGCUGUUCUACGAGGGCUAUAAGGGCGGCUGGGGAGGACACUACAGCUACAAAUGCCAGCCCGUUCCCUAUGCCACGGAUCCCAUCUCCAUGAGGAUGGCCGGUGCUGUGUGGCUAUACUACAUUGCCAAGAUCACCGAGCUGCUGGACACCGUGUUCUUUGUUCUGAGGAAGAAACAGCGCCAGAUCUCAUUCCUGCAUCUCUACCAUCACUCGCUGAUGCCCGUGUGCGCCUUCAUUGGAGUGAAGUACUUUGCCGGCGGCCAUGGCACUCUCCUGGGCUUCAUCAACUCCUUCAUCCACAUCAUCAUGUACGCCUACUACCUGCUGUCGGCGAUGGGACCCAAGGUGCAGAAGUAUCUGUGGUGGAAGAAGUACAUCACCAUCCUGCAGAUUGUUCAAUUCUUGAUCAUCUUUGUGCACACGCUGCAGAUCCAGUUCCAGCCCAACUGCAACUUCCCCAAGUCGAUCGCCGCCCUGCUGACCUUCAACGCUGGGCUCUUCACCUACAUGUUCAGCUCGUUCUAUGUGCACAACUACAAGAAGGAGGCGGCUGCCCAGGCCAAGCUGACGGCGAAAAAGGAGUAGGACUAGGAUUAGGAGCUUCUCUAAUCUGUAUAUUUACAUUUAUCAUUUAUGGUCCUUAUCCCUAUCCCUCUGCCUAUCCUCUUCCUCUCACCUCUCACCUCCCGCUUGCCCCUUUCCACUUUCGAAUCGAUCUUCCCUCCUAGUUAUAGAUUCAUAGGUCAAGAUGAAUAUUAUUCACACUGUAGUCUGUUGUAAGCUUGUUUCGUAGUAUUUCGUUAGUUUGAGGAAAACGGCUCAUUUUAUAUUUGAUCGAAACAGUCGCCAUUGCACAAUGCAAUUUCUUAGCGUUCGAUGUAUUGGGAGUACCCGUACGAGUACUCGUAUUGUAUGUAGUGUUUCCGUAGAACCAAAUAUUAUAGUUUAGUAGUUUAGCUAUUACUUAAUGGACUUGGCAUGCAUUGUUAGUCAAAGACAAAGACAAAACAGGGAACAGGCAAAUGGCAAAUGGCAAAACUCCUUUCUGAACUUUUGCCUGUCCUCCGACAACACCAUGGAUGGUCGGUCCUGUCUCUCGCUGUCUUUGGCAUGCACAUUUUAUAAAGAAAUGUUAUUUUUUGUAUAUUUUAUUUGCAAACAAUAAAAAAACAACAACGAUUUAUAUGUUUGAAAAUCCUAA
Molecule: messenger RNA, 1713 nt
Organism: Drosophila persimilis
Lineage: Eukaryota; Metazoa; Arthropoda; Insecta; Diptera; Drosophilidae
Product: elongation of very long chain fatty acids protein AAEL008004
Exons: 5
Coding region: 264-1097 (277 amino acids)
Biological process (GO): fatty acid elongation, saturated fatty acid; fatty acid elongation, monounsaturated fatty acid; fatty acid elongation, polyunsaturated fatty acid
Cellular component (GO): endoplasmic reticulum membrane
Molecular function (GO): fatty acid elongase activity
Source: RefSeq, a predicted model, not a curated record